AUGAACAGCUACAGGAUAGCAAUAUGUCUCAAGAACAACCCAAGCAGAAUGAUAGGGACGUUUUUUGCGAACGAGGACGGGAUGGUGAAGCUUGAGAAUGCGUUUUUUGAGUCGAACUCGAAGAUUGUGUUUCCUACGAUUGUGAUUUCCGAGAGUGAUAUUGCAGGGGUGGCAAGGGUUGAGGAUGGCGAAGCGAGAGGUGCGGCUGAGGAUGAUGGUGACGGGAGCACAGGCAUUCAUGGGUCUGAGCAUGUGGAGGGAGAGUUUAGAAUUGAUUCUGAGAUUUCGAAUGCAAGAAGAUCAAGUGCAGGUGGGGCAAGAGGAAGUAUGGUAGAAGAUUGUGGAGAAAUGCAGAGCCAUGCUGAAGCAUCGCAGGAGGGAAAAGACUGGAACCAGUUUGAAGCAAAUUCCAAGCUUUUCAAUAUAGACGGGAGGUUUGAAGAGCAAGAGUACAUGGAGGUGAUUGACCGGACAUGUGAAGUUUAUAAGGCAAAGGUGUCGAUGGCGAAAAAGAUCGAGAGUGAAAUAAUGCACUCGACAACGAAUGAUCAGCACAGGCUUGAGGAGAGAGGAAUGAAAGUAAAUAAGGAAGAAGAUACAUACUCAAGCGUGAUUGGAGGCAAGGCAGAGGCCAUGGAGGAUGUAAUAGAUACUGAAACACCGUUUGAAAGACGAAAAGACAAAGCAAUGAAGCAGAAGAGUAAUACAGCUAGAAGAAGGAUGGUGAUAGAGAUUGAGGGACUGCCGCAGGACAGAGGCACAGAAAACUCAGGGUCGAUAGAUGAAUGCAGCAGAGCAGAUAAAGGAAUGGGAGAGGUAGGUAGAAGCACCAGGGUGACGGAUGACAGGAAGGCAAAUGGAUCUGUAUCGAAGGGUGUGACAUAUGGGUGGAUGAAUACACAGUUUGAGUCGAUUGAUCGAAUGCUCAAUGCGAUCAAGUCUAAGUUUGCUGGAAAGCUUACAAACGUAGAGGAUCAGAAAUGGGGAGCUGGGCCUAGCUGGAAGAUUGGAGCAAAGAACAUAAUUUCAAGGUCGAUGAAGAUGAACAAGACGCAGUUGUCUGGCAAUAAGCAAAUGAUUAAGAAAGGAUCUAUUAUGAAGUAA
This is a messenger RNA of Ordospora pajunii, 1104 nucleotides long. RefSeq names its product LsmAD domain-containing protein. Gene Ontology annotation, cellular component: cytoplasmic stress granule. Gene Ontology annotation, biological process: cytoplasmic stress granule assembly. The transcript has a single exon. NCBI's taxonomy places the organism in Eukaryota, Fungi, Microsporidia, Ordosporidae. Bases 1 to 1104 code for a protein of 367 amino acids. Gene Ontology annotation, molecular function: mRNA binding. The record is from RefSeq and is a predicted model, not a curated record.